Messenger RNA from Salvia miltiorrhiza (redroot sage), 1474 nucleotides. Its product is annotated as probable jasmonic acid carboxyl methyltransferase 2. The transcript is spliced from 3 exons. Bases 237 to 1352 code for a protein of 371 amino acids. Lineage: Eukaryota; Viridiplantae; Streptophyta; Magnoliopsida; Lamiales; Lamiaceae. Gene Ontology annotation, molecular function: S-adenosylmethionine-dependent methyltransferase activity. Gene Ontology annotation, biological process: methylation. The record is from RefSeq and is a predicted model, not a curated record.
UAAUCGUACUAAAUAUACACGUACAUAUUCUACAUGUCAGCUUCAAAACAUUGAUUCAAUAUCUUCUUGAAUUUCAUUGUGAUCCACUGAUUCACAUGUAAAGCUAUCCUGUUGAUGAUAUUUGUGAUACCUUCAAGUUUUUUUUUUUCUUUGAGGGCAAUCCUUCAAGCAAGUAAAAACCCUUGUUUCCAAAACACACACAGAAUUCAAGGAUUCCUAUACCAAUAUUACUACAAAUGGGAGAAUUGAUGCAGAUUUUUCACAUGAACAAAGGAGAAGGAGAAGCUAGCUAUGCCAAAAACUGCACUGUUCAAAGGCAGAUAAUAUCAUUGGGCAAGACAGUGAUGGAGAAAGCCGUGUACGAUGCAGUAAAAAACAGUCUCCCAAAGAGCAUGGGAAUAGCCGAUCUGGGGUGCUCCUCUGGGCCUAACACUUUGAUGGCCAUCUCCGAGAUCAUCGACGAUGUUCGCGACACGUGUCACGAGAUCGGCCUCCCCCUGCCGGAGCUGAGGGUGGCGCUGAACGAUCUCCCCGGCAACGACUUCAACUACGUGUUCAUGUCGUUGGCGGACUUCAACCACAACCUCAACAACAACAAGGGCAUUCCCUCCGACCGCUGCUUCAUAUCGGCGAUGCCGGGUUCCUUCUACGGCAGGCUCUUUCCCAUCAACUCUUUGCAUUUUGUGCACUCUUCUUCCAGCCUUCACUGGCUCUCUCAGGUACCAGUGGGUCUGGAUCACAACUCAGGAAAACAUCUCAAUAAAGGCAAGAUUUACAUAUCGAAAACCAGCCCCGAAUGUGUGGUGAAAGCGUACCUCCGCCAGUUUGAGAAGGAUAUGUUUGUGUUUCUGCGCUCGCGGGCGGCGGAGGUGGUGCCCGGAGGGACGAUGGUGCUGUCAUUUAUGGGCCGCGCCUCGCCCCUCGCCUCCGCUGAAGUCGGCACCCACCAGUGGGAGCUACUAGCCCAUGCACUCAUGGCCAUGGCCAAAGAGGAGGUGGUAGAAGAAGAGAAAAUUGACUCGUUCAAUACUCCAUACUACGCAGCAUCAGCUGAGGAAGUAAGAAAUGUGAUAGAAGAAGAAGGCUCGUUUGUGAUGAAUUAUAUAGAGGGUUUGGAGAUCGGUUGGGAUGGAGGUUCCGUGGAGAGUCAUCAUGAUUUCGAGGUAUCUUCCAAGGCCCAAAUUGUUACACAGAUGAUUAGGGCAGUUGUGGAACCAAUCAUGGAGUCGCAUUUUGGGUCACAAGUUAUGGACGAUUUGUUUCGUCGGUAUACUCAGCUUCUCCAACAUUAUUUUUCCAAAACCAUAGCUAAACACGUCAAUCUUGUCAUUUCUCUCACAAGGAAAUUUUAGUCAAAUAAGGAAAUACUAAUAUCUUACUAUUAUUCACUUUUAUAAAAGAUGAGUGAAGUGAUUAGAAUAUAAAUUUCAAUUUUUGUAAAAAUAACUGUUGGUAUAAUUGGAGCUACUUGUAU